CGGAGGCGCUGCUGGACACCGACUGCUAGCGGGGCUAGGGCGUUGCUAGCGGCAGAAAGUGGCAUUUUUUUUCUCUCUCUCGGGGGGUUACCGUUCCACAACUUUAAACUCAUCCGCAAACAUAUUAUUUCGAUGGUAAAAAAACGCAGCCGGUGUUUGCGAGAAGUUUCCAGGCCUUGGGCGUGUGUGCGGCGGUGUUUUCCGCCGGAGCGGCGGCUGCUUUGUGUCCCGUUAGCCGGCCACGGAGCUAAACGAGUCUGCUUCUCCCUCCGCGGAAUUCUGCCCAGAAAAACCACCGAAUCCGGGAAACAUGGAGUCUGUGCUGGCCGCGCGUUGCUGAGCCCCCCUGCUCGCUGUUCUCAGAGAAGAAGCACGGCAAGGACGGGAAGAAUCUCUCUCUCUCAUUGUUAUGAACGGGAGUUUCGCUUAGUUUGCACUCAAACACACGAAGCAAAGUUUUUUUCUCUCGUCUUCUUCUUUUCUGCUGAAAACGCUCCUCUGUUUUGUUAGCUCGUAGCUCGCCCAGAAUCGUCGCCUGCCAAGACGUUUUCAACAACCUUCUCUCUUUUUUUUUUAAUGAGAUCAACAGAUCUUUGUUUGGUAUUAUUAUUAUUAUUAUUUUUGUUGCAUCUUGCGUCUGCAGCCGUAGCCGCAGUUGUUCUGCUAAUUCGUCCUAGUCCUGGUCGUUUAGACUCAGUAUUGGGCGAUUCCACUCCGGUGGUCACGGGAGAGUGGUUUCUGGGAGCAGGGGACACCAAAUGGGACUGCAGGAAUUUCCAGCAUCUUUAAAGAUCGUUUAGGCAGCGACAGAGGCCAUCGCAGCAGCAGGACGGACCACAUCGCAAGGCCAGGCUGUCUGUCUGCUACAUUGGAUUGUUUAUACCCCAUGCUGUCGGAAAUCUGGGAUGUGAACGCAAAGGAGUCAUACUUAAACGCACGUCAAGUUGUGCCGGCUUGAGCUGGAUAUUUAUUUUAUUCUUUUUUUAUUUUUGCCUUUUUUUUCUUCUUCACCCAGGUGGAAUAUUAUCAAACUGUACAGCUAAUACGACCAAGGCCUGGCUGUGUUCACUGUAGACUUCUUGCUGCUGCUCCAUUUCGUCAAUGAGUACUUGUUGACAGAUCCCACAGUCGGUGUUUGUAUUUCAUUUAGUCUUUGGACGUGCCUCGCAACAACCUAACGCUGAGCUAAGAUUAUAAGAUUGAUUCUCAGCACCGCUCUCAAAAGUCCUUGCCUAGUUCAGACGAAUGCCUGAGAAGGACGUCCCUGGAGCUCGAGUCAUCACACUCUGGAAAAUGUUAUUGGGAUACAAGCUGCUGCAACUCUAGAACCGGAAGCCCAAUGAGUGACACACAGUCCAGCUUCACUGACAGGUUUAACAAGAAAGCAACCAGAACCAGCAGCAUUCUUAGUAAAGACCAUCCCCCAGACAGGAAACCCAAAAGUGACAAACCCUCACUUCCCUCCAAUGAGUUUGACCCUACAGAAGCUCUGGUGCAGAAGAACAGCAGCAGCGGUGUGUUAGCAGAGGGGAAGCCCGAGUCUUGUGGUCUGGUACAGCGAUGUGUAAUCAUCCAGAAAGAUGAAAAUGGUUUCGGGCUCACUGUCAGUGGUGACAACCCAGUGUUUGUACAGCUUGUCAAAGACAAUGGGGCUGCUAUGCGGGCAGGUGUUCAGACAGGAGACAGGAUUAUCAAGGUGAACGGGACCCUGGUUACACAUUCUAAUCACACUGAAGUCGUCAAGCUUAUUAAAUCGGGCUCCUAUGUGGCCCUCACGGUUUUGGGGCGCCCUCCGGGGCUGGCCCAGAUCCCUCUGCCAGAAGGAGAGCCUGACAUGUUGGGUGUAAGCGUGUCCUCUCCAAGCUCUCCAGCAGCAGAACGGCCAUACAGUCCUCAGGACCGCCUCUCCUCCUCACAAUCACCAUGGGAUGAAAACAGCAGUGUCUGCAGCCAGAAGCCAGACAUCUUGCAAAGGAUGUCUUCAAAAGAGCAGCAGGAGCUGCAGGCCAUGAAGGAGGAGUACAGCAGGAACCCCUCCCCCAAACUACUGAAAGACAUCCAGGAAGCUAAAAAACACAUUCCUCAGCUGCAGGGCCAGCUCUUUAAGGCCACUGGGACAACACAGGAGGCUAUUCCAGGUGGUGAUGCAGAUGAUGGUAACAUAUUGGAGAUAGAGCGCACACUUCCCCCUAAAGGAAACAACAGCACAGACCUGUCAUGGAACAGUACUCCUAUAUCUCGCGUGUUCGGGGCCGGAUCUUCAGAGAACCAGGGUCAGAGAGAGUCGUACUUCCCCAGCCCAAAGAGCACACCCAGGAACAGUUUCAACUCCUGCCACUCACCAGAGACAGAGGAUACCACUGACCUGAACUCUCUGUCUCCCACCACCGUCAGCAGUCCCUCCUCUUCUCGCCUCGUCUCACAAAUUAUUGGAGCUGAAGACGACUAUUUUGAUUCAGACCAUGAGCAGACAAAUGGCCAGUGUAACAGCUUUAACAGUAUGGAACAACUCAAAUCUCGCCCUGCCCACCUGGCAGCCUUUCUGCAUCAUGUCAUUUCUCAGUUCGACCCUGCUCCUGUGCUCUGCUACCUCUACGCUGACCUGUUUAAGCAGACCAACUCCAAAGAGACUAGACGGGUGUUCAUGGACCUUCACACCUUCUUUAUGGACCGGGGAGCAAAUUUAAAAGUUCCUGUCCCUGAAUCUGUGUCUUCUGAUCUUGAUCGGCGGCGGACAGAACUAAUUCCAGAGGAAAUAAACAGGCAGCAUGUUCAAACACUGCAGGACUCCCUGUUCCCUGAGAUUCAGAAAAACCUUGAGGACUUCAGACAAAAGCGCAGUAUGGGCUUAACAGUGGCUGAAGUGGAGCUGGCCAGACUGGACCAGGAGAGGGUCAGAGACCGUGUCACCCUCGAGAGGGAACGGUCAUAUGCUGAAAACAUCAUCACCAAGAUAGAAGAUAUCCUGCUAACUACUCAGACCACGGAGGAAGAGAAAUGCACUACAAUGCAGUAUGUUAUCUAUACAUACAUGAAGCACCUUGGGGUGAGGGUCAAGGAACCUCGCAGUUUGGAGUCUAAACGGGUUCGGAUCAGCUUUAUCACUAAAAUGAAGAAAAGCAGUAAAACAGAAAAGGAAGGAGACGAGAAAGUUAAGAAAAACAGGUUUCAAAGUAUUCUUGGACCUCAGCGUUGGCCCAGCCGCAUCGAAGCAGCAGCAGUGAGUAAAGCUGUGGACAAUCGCCCCCGGCCUCAGAAACAAUUGUCUCAGCCUGCAUUGGGGGCUAGUGACCACAUGGAAGCUGGUCGUCUUAGGGGCAGCCAAUCCAGUGAAGGUCCUGAACUCACACACUCUUUAUCCGUGAACAGUUCUUCUCCAAGCAACGCCACCAACAACUCUGACACAAGCCGAGACACUGAUAUUGGUGGGACUCCAACAUCAGGCACCCCCAGGCUGAGUGAUGGUCCUCAGCCUGACCCUUUGGAUGGGUUGCCAUAUCCUGCUUCACACUUGGACCUGUAUAGCUUGGACCAGUUACAAGAGGAUGACAGAGAAAUUGACAGAGUUCAUGAAGGAACACCAAAGGCCAUUAGAAGACUUGAAGGAUUGGGUGCUGCUGAUGUCCAGAGUGAAGAUGACCAAGGGACAGACUCUGAGCAUGAUCCCCCAAAUUGGCAGCAGCUGGUAGGACGAGAAGUGCUUGCAGGUCUAAGGCCUCAUGAAAUCAAGAGACAGGAAGUACUGUAUGAGUUGUUUUAUACGGAGCGUGCGCAUGUGCGGAUGCUGAGAGUUUUGGACAACGUAUUUUACCAGAAGCUCUCCAAAGAUACAAUCCUUCCUCCUGCUGACAUCAAAAACAUCUUCACCAACCUGGAAGAGGUUCUUCAGCUGCAUGUUUCAAUACUUGAGCAAAUGACAGCUGUUCGGAAGAGAAAUGACUCUUCAGUAAUCGAUCAGAUUGGAGAUGACUUGCUGUCCUGGUUCAGUGUUGGAGAAGAAGAGAGGAUCCAGCAGGCAGUGGGGACAUUUUGCAGUAACCAGCCUUUUGCUCUGGAGAUCAUCAAGACCAGGCAGAAGAAAGACUCAAGAUUCACUUCGUUCAUCCAGGAGGCAGAGAGUAACAGACUGUGCCGCCGCCUGCAGCUUAAAGACAUCAUUCCAGUAGAGAUGCAACGGCUCACCAAGUACCCCCUGCUACUAGACAACAUCGUCAAGUACACAGACAAUUCAGUGGAGAAGGAGAAAGUGAAACAGGCAGCAGAAAGCUGCAGGAAGGUCCUCAGUCACGUCAACCAGGCUGUGAAGGAAUCUGAGGACAAGCAGAGGUUAGAGGACUAUCAGAGAAGACUGGACCUCUCCUCUCUAAAGCAGUCAGACAACCCCAUGAUCCUUGAGCUAAAGAACCUGGAUCUAACCAAGAAGACGAUGGUGCACGAGGGCCCCCUGUCAUGGAAAGUGAACAAAGACAAGACUAUUGAGUUGUACACGCUCCUACUGGAGGACAUUCUCGUUCUGCUGCAGAAACAAGACGAGCGUCUGAUCCUCAAGUGUCACAGUAAAAACCUGGCAGGCACUGCCGAUACCAAACAUAUCUUCAGCCCAAUUAUCAAGCUCAACACUGUACUAGUGCGUUCUGUGGCUACAGACAACAAGUCCUUCUUUGUCCUCUCCAUGUCAGACAACGGUGCCCAGAUCUAUGAGCUAAUGGCACCCACAGUUGCAGAUCAAAAAACGUGGCAGAGUCUGAUCUCCCAGAAAGCAGAUUCUACAAAAGUCAAGCCUCACAGCGUCAUACCUUUACCCCAGACUGACGGGGAGAGAGAUGGUGUCGAAAUCAUAUCAACAGGGGUUUCCAGGCUGAGUAGAGACCUCGAUCGCACCAGCAGUACACAGUCCACAGAUAAAGAGACCAGUCCAGCCUCAAGAAGUGUAUUGCAGGGUUCUCUACCUGGUAGGAAUCCGUUUGAGGAAGUGAAGGCAGAUGACGAGGAGGAAGAGGGCAGCUUCGUGGACCCUGACCUUCCUUACCAAGUGACUGGUGAUGUUAGAGAAGGAAACCUGUUCGAAGCGUUUCCCUCCAGAGCAGAUGAAGCACUGAAAACAUUGGCAGCAUUGAAGCAGGUGUUGGUGACACAGCUUAUGUCCCAGGAGGCAGCAAAACAAAACAAACGCUCCACGGGGGCCCGUCUCCUAAGGACCACAUCUCUGCGGACCCCGAUAGACAGCCGUGCAAAGGUGAUGGUCCACAACGGCUCCGAGAAAAGCAGCUGCCAGACGGAGGACCUGACUCAAGACAUGGGAUCUGGGGACACUGGCUUCUUUGACACACCCGAAGAUUAUGGAUGUUUAGUUCUGGAGGGUUAUGGUGGCCUAGGAGAGAGCACCACAGACGAUGAAAUCUUGACAUCAGCCACAGGCAAACAGCUGAGCACCUCGCAAGGCUGCGCCGCCGACUCCGGCAUCAAUCUGAGGUUUUCCUCAGCAUCACAGGCUGGCAGCCUUUCCACUUUCAGCAGACAGGUGCUGUCUCACCUUAGAAAUCUUCAGGCAAACCUCAACUAUCUGAAGGAUGUUGAGACCAAGUACAAUAAUCAAAUACGCCAAAGGUCAGAGAGGUCAGCAGCAGAUACGGAUGGAAAUAAAGACAAGAGAUAGUGUGGAAGUCAGUGAUGGAGCUUUUGGCUCUGGUCCAAAAGAAGAAGUACCGACUUGCAGUCUGUUCCUACUUCUUGUGUCCUGGACUUUCUGGACGUCCUAUAAGCCUGUUCUCUCACUGCUGAACCUUCUUUUUAUUUUAUUUUUUUCAUUGCCGUUGCCCACGGUCACAACAGAGAAUGAAAGACUUGAGUGUGAGCAAACGUUUGAAGGGAGGAUUCAUCUGUGUGAUGCUGCACCCCCCCUUCUUAGCACAAGGCAAUCAGGGAAGUGGAACUGACCCAGAACCUCAACCCCUUCUACCAUUGAACACCCAUUUUCCCCUAAACUUCCUACAAGAAAGAGAACUUAUACCAAAAUGUACAAAGAUGUGUGUUUAGAAUAUAUAUAUAUGAAACACAAAGCAAGAAAAGGAAAAUUUUAAGAUAAUGUAUUAAGAUUUUUUUUUAUCCCAAGAUGUAUUUAUUUUCUUUCUUUUCAUUUUUUAAAAAAGUGUUUCCCAUAUUGCUUGCAUGCUUUUGGCCAUGGUGUAACCUUUUUGGCUGUGUGUCCUGCUUCAGUCACACAUGGUUGGUGUGAGUCCAAGCAAGCUUACAAGCUUUCUAACGUAUCUUGAUGAAUGGCAGCACUAUAAUUCAGACUGAUAGAGGCCAGAGUUGCACUGGUGAUGGAUAGAUUUUGUUGUGUUAAAGCUCUUGAAAUCUGUUCAAGUCUAUAAUUUUAGGUAAAUUAUAGUUGUGGUGUUAACUAGAAUGAAGAGUCUCUAGGCUCUGAUCUGGUCCUGUAGCAUUUCUGUGCUGACUCCUUCAUCGUUCUCCUCCUUGCUGAGGGGAUUUCGCCUCUGUUCUGCCACUCUUCUCCUUUUGCGUGUGAUUCUCUCCCUUCUUUUCCCUGUGAACAUGUAUGGGCGCCAUCCUUCUCCUCUUCCAGGCAGCCCAGUGGCUUUGAUGCUUAUUUAUCCCCUCCUACACUAUAUGUCAUGCUUCCUCAUCUGCCUCUGGUUUUCUUGCCUUGAUUCCCUUCUCCUACAAGGAGCGGCCAUGCUCUCCCUGUAUCAGCUUCUGAUGGAAAUGCUGCUUCAUUUUGCUACCAUUGGUGAUGCUGAGAUGACCGCCUGAUAUUCUAAUAAUGUCAUGAAGUUCAACAUAUACUGUACAAUGAUCAAGUUGAAAAGUUAUGCAUAACUUUAAGAAAUAAAUGGUGCCAUGACAUGUUCAAAAAA
This is a messenger RNA of Cololabis saira (Pacific saury), 6878 nucleotides long. RefSeq names its product Rho guanine nucleotide exchange factor (GEF) 12a (gene arhgef12a). The transcript has 41 exons. The record is from RefSeq and is a predicted model, not a curated record. Gene Ontology annotation, molecular function: G protein-coupled receptor binding; guanyl-nucleotide exchange factor activity. Gene Ontology annotation, cellular component: cytoplasm. The coding region runs from base 1340 to 5656 and encodes 1438 amino acids. Lineage: Eukaryota; Metazoa; Chordata; Actinopteri; Beloniformes; Belonidae. Gene Ontology annotation, biological process: intracellular signal transduction; G protein-coupled receptor signaling pathway.